This is a messenger RNA of Pieris rapae (cabbage white), 2785 nucleotides long. RefSeq names its product protein distal antenna (gene dan). Gene Ontology annotation, molecular function: DNA binding. The coding region runs from base 253 to 1788 and encodes 511 amino acids. The record is from RefSeq and is a predicted model, not a curated record. NCBI's taxonomy places the organism in Eukaryota, Metazoa, Arthropoda, Insecta, Lepidoptera, Pieridae. The transcript is spliced from 2 exons.
CCGCGACCGGCCUUAUCACGGCACUCACUCGAAGUCCGCGGUCCGCGACGACCGCUUCGCGCCAACUUUCGGUAGUGACGUGUUCUGUGUAUUCACAAACUACAAAGUGAACACGUGCCUAGUCGCGCAGUGCGCAUCAAGCGUUUUGCAAAAAUUGCAGUUCAAGUGCGUUUAUAAUAAACCAAAACGGCUGACCUGUCGAGAAUUAUAAACAAAACACACGUGCCAGCUCGCAAUAAGCGAGAGCCCAAAAUGAGCACAAAGGGCAAGCGGCCAAUGCGUGCCUUGACCCCUGGCGAUAAGAUCGAGGCCAUUCAGCGAGUUAAUGAUGGUGAAUCCAAGGCUUCAGUUGCAAGAGACAUUGGUGUUCCCGAAUCUACUCUUCGAGGCUGGUGCAAGAAUGAGGACAAACUCCGUUAUAUGACAUCGCGUUUGUCAUCACCCGAAACUGAUAAGAGCAAUGAUGGAGAACCCCCAGACAAGAGGGCACGAACGGAAUCCCCGACUGCCCCCCAAUCGCCUGCCACUGCUGGUCUUGAUCUCACUUCUUCCGUCAGCGUACCGCAUAGUGUAUCUCAACCGAUUCCGUCUGCUGACGUACCCGUCGAAUUGACCACUAAACGUGCUGAGCCCUCUCCCCCGCCCCAUGCCCCUCGUGACCGCCGCCCUGACCCCGGAGCCAGUGUCUCAAUGAGUGCUAUUAGCCCACUAUCCGGUCUCGGCCAUUUGCCGGGCCUCGCUCACUCACACUUAGGACUGAGCUUUAAUGAAAUUGCAACCAACUUAACCUUAUUAGCUCAACUGAAUCCUGGCCUAUCAGCUCUAUCCGCUCAACCCGCAAGCCGUGCUUUACGUUCUGUACGCUCCCCCAAACCUUCUCAUAAUGGUGUCUUAAAUCUCAAUGACAACAAACAUCGUAGCAAAUCCAGUCAUUCCACGGAUCACUACAGGCACAGUUCCAAAUCAAGUCACCAUGGUGUCCCACAGAAUCCUGCAAAUCAGCCUGUCGACGAUACACUGUGGUAUUGGCUCAAGACGCAGCAAGCUAUGCUCGAUCUAACUGCACAGACAACAGCCGCUCAUCCCUUACAGUUAAGUAAGCCUAGUGAACCGACAUUACCACCAAAACCCGUUGCUCCCGCGCCUCCCAUUGGCUCCCAUCUUGACUAUAAUAGGAAUUCUUGGUUAUGGCAAUACUACAAACAGUUCGGAGGGGCCAUGCCAUUACCAGAAGAUAAACUUAAGUCAGCAUCGCAGGUGCCAAAGGACAAAGCAGCGGAAAACAUUCUGUACUCCCACUUAACAAAAGGUAAACCAGAAGAACACAUCGCAACUUUAACACCCCAAUCGCCACCGCGACACCAACAGGACGUUCAGAGGGUUCCAGAUCAUGAAGAAGCACGCUUGACUGAAUCGGAAACUUUAACGAGCCCCGAACUGGGUACUGAAAACAAAGAGCCUGUCUCCGAUAAAAGCUCGGAAACCGGCAGAAGUCAGAUAAAAGCUCGAACUGUGCUCGACAACUUACUAUUUAAUAACUCGAACCAACCACAAGGAAGUGAGGAUGCCAAAAUCAACAGUAUGUACAAUGGCGGAUGGGAGUCGGGCACGGCAGAGGCCCUAGAACAUGGGGAGAAAUUCUUAGCGUGGCUAGAGGCGAGCGGUGACCCUAGCGUGACGCGUAUGCACGUGCACCAACUGUCUGCCCUGUUGCAUAACCUGCGCACACGGCGGGCGGCCGUGACCGUUGCACCCGCUGGGACCACCGAUGGCGCACGUCGGAAAUAAGCGUCCAGACGGGAACGCGCUCGCUACAGGGAAUACAUCAAUUACAUUGUACAUAGUCAUAGUUAUUUCGUCGCCAGUAAGCGUUCACUUGUGAUAUGUGUAGCCAAAUUUUGCGUAAAUUUUUUCUUUGUUCUAAAAGAAAAGCUAUGCAUUAUCCUUUAUUUUAGAACUAAGUUAUAGAUAAGUCGAUUCUGGCGCUGUUCUCUUAAGCUUCGUCGAGUGUAUACACUUUUCACUGAUAACAAUUUUAUUAUAAUAUAGUAGACAGUCAGCAUAAUGCAUCAACUAAACACAUACUUUUCCAUGCACAUAUGUUACGUGAUUAGACUAAGUAGUACUGGUGUAUGUUUCCACUUGAAUAUUACAUUCCUAGCAAAACUAUUGUAAUAGUCCAAAUCCCUGUGUUCUACCUCAAGUCGUAUCUAUGCUAAGUCACGGCGCUUCGAUCGCUUCAUUAUUUGUAUAUUGUAGCCGAUAGAGGAGUACAAAAACUGUUGGGUGAGUAGAUACCAAAAAUCGAAAGGAUAGGUAGUAAUCAAUGUGCCAAUCGUGCGAGAACUUGUUAAGAUUUAAAUAUUAUUAUUAUGUUGAUGAUGCGCAAGUAAUUGUUUUUAUUGCUCAGUAUUUUAUAGUAGACCUGUGUCUCGACUCGGAAUUGUAUUAUAUGUUAACUUUAACAGUUAAGGAUACUGUGAUCAAAAUUAUAAAUUAUUGAGAGAUUAUUAAUAUUAUAAGAACAUUCCUAUGAAUAGAGUGUAUUAUCUUAAUGUUAAUGUCCAACUCCAAGGAGAUGGAAGUGUCAUUAGAAGAGUUCAAAUCUCUAUUUCUUUUUCUCUAUUGUUAGAAUAGUUAACUUACAUUUCGUGUUGAUGGUACCUUUUAGCUCCACUGAAUUUUUCGAGAGAUUGAUAUUUUGUACAAAAUUAAGAUUAUAAAUACUCCUACACAGAGUUUGUGAACUUGAAAUGUUAAAGAAAUAAAAAUGAUUGAACCUUAA